Molecule: messenger RNA, 510 nt
Organism: Talaromyces amestolkiae
Lineage: Eukaryota; Fungi; Ascomycota; Eurotiomycetes; Eurotiales; Trichocomaceae
Exons: 2
Coding region: 1-510 (169 amino acids)
Source: RefSeq, a predicted model, not a curated record
AUGUCUAACACCAUGUCCACCACUAAUCUCGUACAGGCAAUCCGCGCUUGUUCCAACAAUAUCCUGAUAAUGGCUGAGCGGUGGGAGCGGGCUCAGGAUCUUUUGGAUGUAUUCGAGGUUCUAGCAACAGAGGUACCUCUAGUAGAGACAUUGGACAGUCACGGCGGACGUGCAAUUAACCGUAUCAGCAGCGACGCAGCAGAUGAUAUACGUGGAAAACUGAUCAACGUCAAGUCCAUGGUACUCAACCGCGAAAUUAUUCGCAUGAUACAGGAGAUAAUUACGGAGGAUCUUCCUGAGGCUGGCGACAAUACAACGAUUGAAACGUUCGCAAGCCUCGGUGACAAGGUCAAUCUCGACCAACCUUUCUCGAACAACAGCAAUACCCCUUCAUAUCAAUUCCCGAGUUUAUAUUUUUCGAGUAAUCCGUCGUCUAGCGAGAUAGGGACGCUUUUGAUGGGACAGACCCUUGACUUUUCGGGCACCAUUCCUGAUUACGAUGUUUAUUAG